Aspergillus wentii DTO 134E9 is the source of this 1212-nucleotide messenger RNA. Its product is annotated as oxidoreductase, 2OG-Fe(II) oxygenase family. Gene Ontology annotation, molecular function: procollagen-proline 4-dioxygenase activity; iron ion binding; L-ascorbic acid binding. Gene Ontology annotation, biological process: peptidyl-proline hydroxylation to 4-hydroxy-L-proline. Gene Ontology annotation, cellular component: endoplasmic reticulum. Lineage: Eukaryota; Fungi; Ascomycota; Eurotiomycetes; Eurotiales; Aspergillaceae. The transcript has 2 exons. Bases 213 to 1109 code for a protein of 298 amino acids. The record is from RefSeq and is a predicted model, not a curated record.
GCAUCCCCAAGUCGAUCCGCAGACCCACUCGGAUUCUCCCAGACAGAAUCGCAUGAUUGACUUCCUCCAUCCGACCGCAUCCCGCAACAAUGGCCCAUUACCACCAUCAUCACCACCCACUACAGCCCAUUUAGUGCUAUAUCCUCGAAUGAAAUGGCUUGAUCUUAUAUAUUCAUAAAUAUUUUGGAUAUACACCCACGGGACCCGCCACAAUGGCACUCCCUAAUCUAACCACCCUCCUCACAUGGACCUUCUACUUCAUCCCGCUGUACCUCUUCGUCUUUGCGCCUCUCGCCCGGACAUUCUUCCCAUCGCUAGAUACUGACUUGGGGGUGUUUGACGAGGGCGAGGAUGGCGAGUAUGAGUACGUGUAUGACACAGAUGGACUCAAUCUCGCCGACGACAGCUUCAUCAGUCCCGAGGAUGAUGUGCCUUUCUCCUGUGAGGUGGAUGGGUAUAAGACGCAUAUACUACAGAGACAGCCAUUGGUGAUUUAUAUUGAGAAUUUUGUACGGGAUGACGAGGCGAGUCAUUUGGUUGAUGUCAGUGUCGGGAAAUACACUCCCUCAAUAAUCUACGACGGCAUAACCGAACGAGUCGAUCCCACCACCCGUCUCUCCGACCGAGCCCUCCUCGAUCGGGACAACGUCGUGCGGUGUCUCGAGGAACGCGCGCGCGCGUUCCAAGGUUGGCAACCACACCUAUACAUCGAGCGGAUGUGGGCUCAGCGCUACAACGCCUCGGGCCACUACAAGAACCACUACGACUGGGCGGGGUCGCUUGCGCGCGGCGGCGACCGGGUGAGCACGUUCAUGGUGUACCUAUCAGCGGAGUGUGAGGGGGGCGGGACAAAUUUCCCGCGGAUGAAGAGGCCGGUGAGCGAGAAGUGGUGUCGGUUUAUCGAGUGUGGGAGCGAGCAAGAGGGGACGACGUUCAGGGCUAUCCAGGGAAAUGCGAUAUUUUGGGAGAAUUUGAGGCCGGAUGGGAGGGGGUAUGAGGAGACGUGGCACGGGGCGAAUGCGGUGACGGCAGGGACGAAGGUUGGGUUGAAUAUUUGGAGUUGGUAUCAGCCUCCUAGGAAGAGAAGGAUACGGCGAAAUGAUGGAUGAGAUGGGAUGUGUGUGUCUGUGAGUGGGAUGGGAAGAUGGAAGAUGACUGCAAGGAUAGCGCUUGGGCCGACGGAUGGAAUGUCAUCUGGAUCGUUUAACUCCA